GAGAAAGGCCCAUCAACAUUGCGCCCUAAUAAAUUGGGUGUUUGAGAAGCGGCUAGGGUUUUACAAUCUCUCUCUUAGUCACUUACUCUGUUCUGUUUGUCACUGCCACAGUAAGAUGGAGGAGUUGUUGUUGAUUCAAUAGGAUUGGAAUUGAGAUUGAGUGAAAUAAGACAUAAAUUGGGGUUUGGGAUUGGCGAGGAAACAAAGCACAAUGGCAACCAUGAACCCUUUUGAUUUGUUGGGAGAUGAUGCAGAGGACCCUUCUCAAAGAAUUGCUGCCGAACAGCUUAAGGUUGUCACUGCUGCUCCUAAGACUCUGCCCAACAAACCCGCUCAGCUUCCUACCAAGCCACUCCCUCCCUCUCAGGCUGUGAGGGAUGCGAGAAAUGGAACUUCACGCGGAGGUCGUGGAGGGGGACGGGGAACUGGACGUGGCCGUGGUCGUGGUGGUUUCAACCGUGACUUCUCCAAUGAUGAGAAUUCAUUUGCUGCCCCUCCUGGUCAAGGUGCCCUUGAAGGAGAGGGUGGAAAGCCCUCAGAAAGGCCUGGUUAUGGUGGACCUCGUGGGCCUUACCGUGGAGGUCGUGGUGGGCGUGGAGGUUUCAGUAAUGGAGAAGCUGGUGAAGAUGGCCGUACCCGGAGGCCAUUUGAACGCCGCAGUGGGACUGGACAUGGAAAUGAAUUCAAACGUGAAGGUGCUGGGAGAGGGAACUGGGGAGUACAAACUGAUGAAUUUUCCCAGGAGACUGAGGAAGUGAAUGAACCUGCUAAGAAUUUUGGUGAUGAAAAGCCUUCAGGUGAGGAUGAUGUUGCCGCAGAUGGAAACAAGGAGAAUCCUGCUAAUGAGGCUGAAGAAAAAGAGCCAGAGGAUAAGGAGAUGACUCUGGAGGAAUAUGAAAAAGUACUGGAAGAGAGAAGGAAGGCUUUGCAAGCGGUUAAGACUGAGGAGAGAAAGGUGGAUACUAAAGUUUUUGAAUCCAUGCAGCAGCUGUCAAACAAGAAAGACAAUGAUGAUAUCUUUAUUAAGCUGGGAUCUGAUAAGGAUAAGCGCAAAGAGACUCUUGAGAAGGAAGAGAAAUCCAAGAAGUCUGUCAGCAUCAACGAGUUUCUGAAGCCCCCAGAGGGUGAAAGUUACUAUAACCCAGGUGGGCGGGGACGAGGUCGUGGUAGAGGGCGUGGGGCUAGGGGGGGUUAUGGUGGCUAUGCAACUGCGAACAUUUCUGCUCCGUCAAUUGAAGAUCCUGGGCAAUUCCCUACUUUGGGUGUCAAGUGAGAAUUUUCCAGUAUUGUGCUAACAUUUUUAUGUACCUUGUCUCAAUUUUGGUUCUCUGCUUUGAAGCAGGAAAAAGAACUAUGUCAAUUGGAUUUCCUGUAUCGGCAGGGUUAUUUUAAUUUAAAGCCUUAAAAUGUAAAUUUAGAUUGUUUGUUUGUGACCCACUUACACACGCUUCUCCAAUUGUUAUGUUUUACUUCUAGUGUCAAUUUGCGGCAUAGACAGACGAGGCAGACCCUUUCCCCACUUUUUUAGAUUGAACAUAGUUUUUCUUGAAAAUUUGUGGUUCAUAUAUUUUUGGCUAAAUUGAUAUUCUAUAAUAUCUAA
This is a messenger RNA of Cajanus cajan (pigeon pea), 1600 nucleotides long. Its product is annotated as RGG repeats nuclear RNA binding protein A. Gene Ontology annotation, cellular component: nucleus; cytoplasm. Gene Ontology annotation, molecular function: mRNA binding. The record is from RefSeq and is a predicted model, not a curated record. Lineage: Eukaryota; Viridiplantae; Streptophyta; Magnoliopsida; Fabales; Fabaceae.